Mya arenaria is the source of this 1372-nucleotide messenger RNA. RefSeq lists its product as uncharacterized. The coding region runs from base 17 to 964 and encodes 315 amino acids. Lineage: Eukaryota; Metazoa; Mollusca; Bivalvia; Myida; Myidae. The transcript has a single exon. The record is from RefSeq and is a predicted model, not a curated record.
AUGGUAUAUCAGCGCGAUGUCACACCAAAGGUGUAUAGUUUAUAAUAUUGAGUACGAAAUAGACCUGAAGUUCGAAGACACAUAUGAAGAAUUAAGAGACUUCAUCGGGUUUCUGUAUGAAAACGAGACAAAAAUAGACAAUUUUGUGUAUACAUUUAGGCCAACCGAAAAGCAUUUCAAUGUUCAUGUGUCUAUGCCACAUGUUGGCGCCUUCAGAUUACAACUAUAUGGCCGCCGAAUAAAGGAUGGUCCGAACGCGGAUUUCCGACCAAUUGUUAAAUAUAUUUUGCAAUGUACCAAAUCAUUAGAAGAACCGAUACCUUAUCCAACCUACCAUUCCUUAUACGGUCCGAUGAAGAAUUUAGAAAACUUUGGUGUUGAGAACGUUGACGAUAAAGUUUACCAUGAAUCGGAAAAUGGAGAGAUCAUAUUUUCUUUGAAGCCAGCUCAACUCUUUGAUAUUUUCCCUCGUUUGCAUUUUCAUGAUCACACUAUUGCUAUAAAAGGAUUCUGUUUUGUUGACUAUUCAGAUUGCGGUCAAUAUAUAAAUGUUAUUGUGCGUAUGAGAUACGAGGGUCAUUAUAAGUUGAUUUUAUUUGGAAAGAAAGAGAAAUCUUUAAACUAUACACCAUUCACAACUUACUUAAUCAAAUGCACGAAGGCUUGCAAAGACGGGAUAUUUCCCGAAGCCCAUGAAUAUGCUUUGAAGUACAAAUGUUGUCUUCUUGAGCCUCUGAGUAUGCAUCAUCCUCCAAAAUCUGAUGUCUUCUUUUGUAUAAAAUCAUUGUGUUUGAAGUCUGUGAGGUACGUCAAAAAUGUUUUUACACAAAGCAAUGACGGCAGUUUCGAAUUCACUAUUCGGACUCCCUCGGAGGAUUUGAAAGUUGUUAUUGAUGGAUGUGGCAGUGAUGGGGUUUUCCACUCCUUGUAUUCAUACACAACCGUUAUACUCAUUGACUUCUAAAAGAACUUGAACAGGACAUACAUUUUUCAAAUUAAAAGAAUUCCUGUAGUUAAACACAUUUUGGUUUUAUUUGUGAUGUGUUAAGGAGAAUCUAAGGUGAGUUUUGAAAGGAAACCAGUCACAAACUCGUAGCCUUAAGCUAUAACUAUGUUUCCUUUUGAAGUAGGCGAAUGUAAAUAAAGAAUUCGAUGGGAACUUGUGGACAACACAGGAGCCAAAAGUUUAAAGAUGACCCUGUAUGCAGAAGGAUAAGUCUUACACUUAAUUUAUGAAUGUUUAAUUCAGUGAAGAGUAGUUGAUCAUAUUUCAUGCAGGAUAAUAAAGUGUGGUUUUGUCUUGUGCCCAUUAUGUAUUAAUAAUUCGUGUCUUAUGUACUAUUAGAUACUUGAAGUAAACGCAAAAUCAGCA